Molecule: messenger RNA, 1923 nt
Organism: Kwoniella botswanensis
Lineage: Eukaryota; Fungi; Basidiomycota; Tremellomycetes; Tremellales; Cryptococcaceae
Exons: 4
Coding region: 1-1923 (640 amino acids)
Molecular function (GO): flavin adenine dinucleotide binding; monooxygenase activity
Source: RefSeq, a predicted model, not a curated record
AUGGCUCCUACCGCUGUCCUGGACCAUGUCAACGAACACCCCGCAGAUCUAAAGGCGAAGGUUGUAGAGGGCGAAGUUCAAACCGAACAACAACCCAAACUUCCUUUAGCCGACAAUUACAUGUACGAUUUCAAGUACAACCACGCUCUCCCAACAAUCGAAUCUCUUGGUCAGGACAUCGCAGCUGAUGUCGAUCCUAUUGAAACCGCCGAAGCAUUGGUCGCUCGACUCUCCGAAGUCUUAGGAGCUGGCGAUGCCGACGGAUUCACAGACUUGUUCCUCGACUACGGUGUAUGGCGUGACAAACUCGCGUUCACUUGGGACUACCGAUCAUUCAACUUCAAGGAGAACAUUGCUCGAGCUGCUAAAGACUUACUACCUACCACCAAAGCCAGGAAUUUGAAGUUCUUGUCUCCCGCUCCUUCGAUCCAAAAACCCUACCCGGACCUCGCUUACCUCCAGUUUGUCGUCUCACUUGAUACCGAUUUGGCAAAUGCGCAUGCUGUUGUGCAGGCGGUCUCGACAACCCAAGGCUGGAAGCUUUGGACUUUGCACACCGUUAUUGAAUCGUUGCAUAAUUUCCCGGAACUACCACCUGCCGAUGGACAUAUGACUGGCAGCAUCAGUUGGGAGAAACAAAGAGCCAAGGAAGAUGAUGAAAUUGUGCCAGAUGUUGUCAUUGUUGGAGGCGGACAAAACGGUCUCGUUCUUGCAGCUCGGCUCAAGGUUCUAGGAGUUAAAACCCUAAUUGUGGACCACAGUGCCGAGAUCGGGGAAGUCUGGACAAAGCGUUACGAGUACCUCUCUUUACACUUCCCUCACUGGGCGGAUCACUUCCCGUACUUCCCUUACCCCGACCACUGGCCGACCUACACUCCAGCCCAGAAGCAAGGUCGAUACAUGCAAUGGUAUGCUGAAGCCAUGGAGCUCGCUGUAUGGAACAGCUCCAAAGUUGUCAAAGCGGAUCAAGAUGUCAAUGGAAAUUGGACAAUCCAAGUCAACAAAGGAGGGAAAGAUGACAUCCGAACAAUCAAGCCCAAGCACUUGGUCAUGGCUACCUCUCUCUGUGGUGUCCCUACUAUCCCCGUAAUUCCUGGAAUCGAUGAAUGGGAGGGUGGUAUCUACCGACACUCAACGGCCCAUGACUCUUCACGAGACUUCGUGAACAAAAAGGUUCUUGUCGUCGGUACAUCAUCCUCUGGUUUCGACACAGCAUACGAUUGCGCACGAAGGAACAUUGAUGUCACUAUCCUCCAAAGAUCUCCCACCUACAUCAUGUCCUUGACCCAUUCCGUUCCUCGUGCCAUUGGCGGAUAUGAACCCAAGAAUGGUGUUCGACCAGAUCUCGAUGAACAAGACCGUUUAGCUUUUGCCAACCCCACCGGUCCCGCUGAAGAAUUAGGUCGUCGAAAUGCAGAAUACCUCGAGAACGCCGACAGGGAGUUGCUUAAUGCUCUUCACGCUAAAGGUCUAAGAACAUGGAGAGGUCAAAGAGGAACCGGUAAUGGUACUCUUGGUCAAACUAGAAACGGAGGGUUCUACUUCGAUGCUGGAGCUUGCGAGAACAUCAUCAACGGGAAGAUCAAAGUCGAGCCGGGAUUCAUCGAAAGUUUCACCAAAGAUAAAGUAAUCCUUUCAGGCGGUCGGGAGAGACACUAUGAUCUCAUAGUCUUUGCUACCGGUUUCUCAAACACAAUCGACUCAAUCAAGAGCACCCUGGGAGACAAGAUCGCUGAUCAAUGUGUUCCUAUCUGGGGUAUAGACGAAGAAGGUGAAUUUAGAUCUGCCUACAAAGAGUCGGGAGUACCAAACCUUUGGGUCUUCGUCGGCUAUCUGCCAUACACACGUUUCCACUCCAAGAGACUUGCGCUGAGGCUCAAAGCUCUCAUCGAAGGAAUCUCACCGUCUCCUUACACUGCAUAA